Molecule: messenger RNA, 1809 nt
Organism: Colletotrichum siamense
Lineage: Eukaryota; Fungi; Ascomycota; Sordariomycetes; Glomerellales; Glomerellaceae
Product: putative dihydroxy-acid dehydratase
Exons: 2
Coding region: 1-1809 (602 amino acids)
Biological process (GO): branched-chain amino acid biosynthetic process
Cellular component (GO): mitochondrion
Molecular function (GO): dihydroxy-acid dehydratase activity
Source: RefSeq, a predicted model, not a curated record
AUGCUCUCCCGGUGCAUCGCCCGCCAGUCGACAGCUCUCAGAGCUGCGACGAGGCAUUCGUUCGCGAGCAGCCAUGCCCGCCUCCUCUCCUCCACCGCCGCCCGUCGCGCCGACGACAGCAAGCUGAACAAGGUCUCGGCGACAAUCACCCAGCCCAAGUCCCAGGGCGCCUCCCAGGCCAUGCUCUACGCCACGGGCCUGACGGAGGACGACAUGAACAAGGCCCAGGUCGGAAUCUCCUCCGUCUGGUAUGAGGGCAACCCCUGCAACAUGCACCUGCUCGACCUGUCCAACCUCGUCCGCGACUCCGUCCGCAAGGCCGGCCUGAUCCCCUACCAGUUCAACACCAUCGGCGUCUCGGACGGCAUCUCCAUGGGCACCAAGGGCAUGCGCUACUCGCUGCAGUCGCGCGAGAUCAUCGCCGACUCCAUCGAGACGGUCAUGAACGGCCAGUGGUACGACGGCAACAUCUCCCUCCCCGGCUGCGACAAGAACAUGCCCGGCGUCGCCAUCGCCAUGGGCCGCGUCAACCGCCCCUCCAUCAUGGUCUACGGCGGCACCAUCCAGCCCGGCUGCAGCAAGGCCGGCGAGUCCAUCGACAUCGUCUCCGCCUUCCAGGCCUACGGCCAGUACAUCACCGGCGAGAUCACAGAGGAGCAGCGCUUCGACAUCAUCCGCAACGCCUGCCCCGGCUCCGGCGCCUGCGGUGGCAUGUACACCGCGAACACCAUGGCCACCGCCAUCGAGACUCUCGGCCUGACCAUGCCCGGCUCGUCGAGCAGCCCCGCCGAGCACCCCGCCAAGAAGGCCGAGUGCGAGACCAUCGGCGCCGCGGUCCGCAACAUCCUCAAGGAGGACAUCCGCCCCCGCGACAUCAUGACCCGCCAGGCUUUCGAGAACGCCAUGGUCGUCGUCAACAUUCUUGGUGGCAGCACCAACGCCGUCCUGCAUCUGCUUGCUAUCGCUGACUCCGUCGGCAUCAAGCUUACUGUCGACGACUUCCAGGCCGUCUCCGACCGCACCCCCUUCCUCGCCGACCUCAAGCCCUCGGGCAAGUACGUCAUGGCUGACAUGCACGACAUCGGCGGCACCCCCGGCCUGCUCCAGUUCCUCCUCAAGGAGGGCCUGAUCGACGGCUCGGGCAUCACCGUCACCGGCAAGACGAUGAAGGAGAACGUCGAGAACGUCAAGGGCUUCCCGGACAGCCAGCAGAUCAUCCGGCCCUUCAGCAACCCGAUCAAGCCCACGGGCCACAUCCAGAUCCUGCGCGGGCAGCUCGCACCCGGCGGAUCCGUCGGCAAGAUCACGGGCAAGGAGGGCCUGCGCUUCGAGGGCAAGGCGCGCGUGUACGACGACGAGGACGACUUCAUCGCGUCGCUGGAGCGCAACGAGAUCAAGAAGGGCGAGAAGACGGUCGUCAUCAUCCGCUACGAGGGCCCCAAGGGCGGCCCCGGCAUGCCGGAGAUGCUGAAGCCCAGCUCUGCCAUCAUGGGCGCCGGGCUGGGCAAGGACGUCGCGCUGCUGACGGACGGCCGCUUCUCCGGCGGCUCGCACGGCUUCCUGAUCGGGCACAUUGUGCCGGAGGCCAUGGAGGGCGGGCCGAUUGGGCUGGUGCAGGACGGGGAUGUGAUUACGAUUGAUGCGGAGUCGCGCGUGAUCGACACGAAUGUGUCCGAGGAGGAGAUGGCGAGGAGAAGGGCGGAGUGGAAGGCGCCGCCGCUGAAGUACAGCAAGGGCACGCUGAAGAAGUACUCUCUGCUCGUGAGCGACGCGUCCUCGGGCUGCAUUACGGACGGCAAGCUGCAGUAA